AUGGCAACAACUAUGGAUCUUCUGAGGUUGUUUGCAGCCAAAUGCAGUGGCUGUCUGGAGAAGAUCGCUCCCACUGAGUUUGUGAUGCGCGCACUAGAAAGUGUGUAUCAUCUAGGCUGCUUCUGCUGCUGUGUGUGCGAGCGACAGCUGUGUAAAGGAGACGAGUUCGUCCUGAAGGAAGGACAACUGCUGUGCAAGAACGACUACGAGAAGGAGAAGGACUUACUGCACGCGGUCAGCCCGGACAUGUCUGACUCCGACAAAAGUGAGGAUGAAGAUCUGGACUUGAAGCCGGAGAAAGGAGCAGGAGGUCAGAGCAAAGGAGCCGAUGACGGCAAAGACCCACGCAGACCCAAGAGACCUCGCACCAUCCUCACCACCCUGCAGCGGCGCGCGUUCAAGGCCUCCUUUGAGGUGUCAUCCAAACCAUGCCGAAAGGUCAGAGAGACGUUGGCAGCUGAAACCGGUCUAAGUGUUAGAGUCGUUCAGGUGUGGUUUCAGAACCAAAGAGCAAAGGUCAGAGAGACGUUGGCAGCUGAAACCGGUCUAAGUGUUAGAGUCGUUCAGGUGUGGUUUCAGAACCAAAGAGCAAAGGUGAGCAUGUUCAGCGAUCUUAACUGA
Sinocyclocheilus rhinocerous is the source of this 621-nucleotide messenger RNA. RefSeq names its product LIM homeobox transcription factor 1-beta-like. Gene Ontology annotation, molecular function: RNA polymerase II transcription regulatory region sequence-specific DNA binding; DNA-binding transcription factor activity, RNA polymerase II-specific. The record is from RefSeq and is a predicted model, not a curated record. NCBI's taxonomy places the organism in Eukaryota, Metazoa, Chordata, Actinopteri, Cypriniformes, Cyprinidae. The coding region runs from base 1 to 621 and encodes 206 amino acids. Gene Ontology annotation, cellular component: nucleus. Gene Ontology annotation, biological process: regulation of transcription by RNA polymerase II; neuron differentiation. The transcript is spliced from 5 exons.